GGGAUUCUUGGAUUGAAUCUCCAGAAUCCAUGGAUCGUGCUUUAACUUCCCGUUUUGAUACUCUCUCUACUCUCUCCCCUAACCGAUACCGACAUAGGAGCUCUCUGACCAUCACUCGACGAUUCGCGCCGGCGAUUGUUUGCGCGAAACGAUCUCCGAUCGAUGGAGUGAGCGACGAGCUGAAUCUGAUUGCUUCACAAAACUUAGAUCAAGCUCCUGCACGAAGACGAGCCCGUUCCGCUUUUGUUGACUUGCAGCUGCAGCUGGAUCACUGCUUGUUCAAGAAAGCUCCGAUUGGAAUCAGAACAGAGGAGUGGUAUGAGAGAAAUUCGAAAGGGGAAGAAAUUUUCUGCAAGAGCUGGUUGCCGAAAAUCGGUGACGAAAUCAAAGCUGCGGUGUGUUUCUGUCAUGGAUAUGGCAGCACAUGCACUUUCUUCUUCGAUGGUAUAGCAAAGCAAAUAGCAGGUUCUGGAUAUGGAGUUUAUGCUAUAGACCAUCCUGGUUUUGGCCUAUCAGAUGGUUUACAUGGUCACAUCCCAAGUUUUGAUGACUUAGCUGAAAAUGCUAUUGACCAGUUCACCAAAAUGAAAGGAAGACCUGAAUUGAGAAAUUUGCCCCGGUUCCUGCUCGGACAGUCAAUGGGAGGAGCAGUUGCCUUAAAAAUUCAUCUGAAAGAACCUCAAGCUUGGGAUGGUCUUAUCCUUGCCGCUCCAAUGUGUAAGAUUUCAGAAGAUGUAAAACCUCCUCCACUAGUCUUGAAGGCGUUAAUCUUGAUGUCGACACUAUUUCCCAAAGCGAAGCUCUUUCCAAAGAGAGACUUGAGCGAGUUCUUCUUCCGGGACCCGAGUAAAAGAAAAUUGUGCGAGUACGAUGUGAUUUGCUACGAUGAUCAAACACGUCUGAAAACUGCUGUUGAACUUCUAAAUGCAACAAGAGACAUUGAGAUGCAAGUUGACAAGGUCUCGUUGCCACUGUUGAUACUUCAUGGAGACGCUGAUAAAGUCACAGAUCCCACUGUGAGCAAAUUCCUGCACGAGCAUGCAAUCAGCCAAGACAAGGCUCUAAAACUCUAUCCAGGUGGCUACCAUUGCAUUCUAGAAGGUGAUACAGACGAAAAUAUUUUCACUGUAAUCAACGACAUAGUUGCUUGGCUCGAUGCCCGCGUUGCUCCCAAGUCCGGUCUAAAGCACAGACAGAGGAAACCAUACAUACGAAAAUUGUAUGGCAGGAAUUCCGAAAAACGCUGUUCACGAACACUGAGUAAUUACUUCUGUUAUCCGAAGAUACCAAAUGUACCAUGGUCUGGGGCGAAAACAAGACCGUAUGAUUUGAACGAUGAAUCGAUGGACAUUGUGGUGAUUCAGAUCCUCGAGUACAAUGGAAGUGCCGUCGUAGCUAUGGUAGGGAAGAACUGCUUCGCUAUAGCCAGUGAUCGGAGGCUUGGUGUACAAUUACAAACCAUCGCUACCGAUUUUCAGAGAAUCUCUAAGAUCCACGAUCAUCUCUUCAUCGGACUUUCCGGUCUCGCCACCGAUGUCCAGACAUUGUACCAGCGACUCGUAUUUCGUCAUAAGUUAUAUCAGCUUAGGGAAGAAAGAGACAUGAAGCCAGAAACUUUCGCUAGUCUUGUAUCUGCCAUUCUUUAUGAGAAAAGAUUUGGCCCAUUUUUGUGCCAACCUGUGAUUGCUGGAUUGGGAGAUGAUAACAAACCCUUCAUUUGCACUAUGGAUUCGAUUGGAGCCAAGGAGUUAGCUAAAGAUUUUGUUGUCUCUGGAACUGCUUCAGAAUCACUAUAUGGUGCCUGUGAAGCCAUGUACAAACCAGAUAUGGAAGCUGAGGAACUGUUCGAGACAAUUUCACAAGCACUUCUCUCUUCAGUUGACCGCGAUUGUCUUAGUGGGUGGGGAGGUCAUGUCUACGUUGUAACACCAAAUGAGGUCAAGGAGAGAAUCCUGAAGGGAAGGAUGGAUUGAUCUGAUAUCACAUAUCUGCUUUUGUCCAAGUUCGGUUUACUCCUUAACCCGGUUAAGUAGAAGAACCCUCUCGUCCCACUCCCAUAGUCUGUUCCUUCUCUGAAACUGGAUAUUGUGGUUCCUUCGCUUGGAUUUAUUUGCAAUUGAUAGAGUUCAAAGAAAAUGAAGAAAUAGCAGUUGUUGUC
Arabidopsis arenosa is the source of this 2158-nucleotide messenger RNA. NCBI's taxonomy places the organism in Eukaryota, Viridiplantae, Streptophyta, Magnoliopsida, Brassicales, Brassicaceae. The record is from the annotation of a GenBank genome assembly.